This is a messenger RNA of Argiope bruennichi, 982 nucleotides long. Its product is annotated as aquaporin AQPAe.a-like. Gene Ontology annotation, cellular component: plasma membrane. Gene Ontology annotation, biological process: transmembrane transport. The transcript is spliced from 3 exons. NCBI's taxonomy places the organism in Eukaryota, Metazoa, Arthropoda, Arachnida, Araneae, Araneidae. The record is from RefSeq and is a predicted model, not a curated record. Gene Ontology annotation, molecular function: water channel activity. The coding region runs from base 18 to 761 and encodes 247 amino acids.
UGCGAGAAGUGUGCGGCAUGGAUCUAAGCAAAGCCGUUUUAGCCGAGUUUCUAGGCACAGGCGUUUUGGUUUUGGUGGGAUGCGGCUCAUGCAUCGGUGGUUGGGGAGAACCUACUAUUGUCCAGAUAGCCUUAGCUUUCGGAAUCACUGUAGCCACUGUAGCUCAGUGCAUAGGAGGGGUGAGUGGGGGUCACAUUAAUCCAGCAGUCACCUGUGCCAUGAUGAUUACAGGACGAUGUUCUUUCCUUCGAUCUGGUCUAUACAUUGCUGCCCAGUGCUGUGGAGCUAUUGCUGGUGCUGCCCUUUUGAAAGCUGUAACGCCCGAACUACAGCGCGGUGCUCUCGGAUCCACACAGGUGAGCGAUGGUCUCACUUCACUUCAGGGCCUGGGAAUCGAAUUUUCCAUUACUUUUAUCUUAGUUCUCACUGUCUUCGCUGCAUGCGAUGAGCAUCGUCUAGAUGUGCAAGGAUCAGUUCCUCUAGCAAUUGGAUUAUCGAUAACAGCUUGUCACUGCUUUGCGAUCCGUUAUACAGGUUCCAGUAUGAAUACCGCUCGCUCUUUUGGUCCAGCUGUAAUGACAGGAAUUUGGGAAAACCACUGGGUCUAUUGGAUCGGACCUAUCUUAGGAGGUAUAACAGCUGGUCUCCUGUAUCAACACGUCUUUGCUUGCGCUCCGCCCGAGCCACAAAGUAUUGAGCGGUUGAAAUUACUCAGGAUGAAAGAAAGAGAAAUUAUCACAGACCGAACAACAUGCAUUUAAGAAAGCAUUUAUCUUUGUUUUUAUCCAUGAAAAAAUUUAUGAGCUAUUUUUCAUAAAAUGAAUAUCAUGACAUCAGAAGAAUCGAACUCAAGUGUCUUUUUUACAUAUUUAUUCUUGUGUAAACAUUAUCAUGUUUUUCUUAACUGAUUUUUCUUUAUUUUCUUGAAGUAUUUAUAAAAUGGAUUAGAAAUGAUAUGUGAAACACAAAGACAAAUAGAAUU